AUGGUGUACGAGUGGGAGGGCAAGCGGGACAUCUGCUACAAGAUGUACAUCGAGGAGAAGAAGGCGUUGGAGGAUAUCAUGGAAUACAUGCGGACGCAGUUCAAACGAUGGGGGUUCCCUUCGAAGCAGAACCCAGCCCACAAAAACACAGAACUUGUUGCGCGGAUAAAGCAGCUAUGGGAAGCCAAUACAACGCAGCGGGAUAUGAUUCGCAUUCUUAACGAGGAAGGGUUUACUAUCAAAGAGCGAGAGGUCAUGAGGUCGUCAGCUGCUGCGGCACCCGUGUCCACCGCCACCGCCGCCGCGAUUGUGGCUACCGAGGAAGAGAACGGGUUGUUGGAGUUGCAGAGAGAUACGUACAAGGGCUCGGAGGGUGACGGGAGUGCAGAGGCACAUGAAGAAGCUGGGGCCGAUGCUUCCUCUGCUUCUCCUGAUAUGUUGCCCGAGGAUAUCGCCGCGAGGCGUAAGGAGAGGCUAGAGAGGCUAAAGAUUGAAAGCGAAGAGCGAUGGGCGACCAAAAGACGCAGACGACGGACUCGAGGAUGGGCUGGAUUACCGGCUGAUCCCCCCGGUCCUCCGCGAUUCCCUUCAGAGACGACCAUAGACCAGAGUAAGAAAUAUCUCUGCCUGGAUAACAAUAAAUAUCGAGAACUACGCGACCAUUUUCAGCGAAUAUGCGAGGAAGCCGGCUUCAUCAAGAAGACCAUUGCCGGUCCUGAGAAAUGGCAGAUGGCGAAGGAUCGACUGAUUCAGGAAUCCACGCAUCUUCAGGCAGUGUUCUGGGGUGACCCUGCUCUGAUUGAUACAAAGGCACUCGCCCUCGACGUCGUCUGCACCGAUGUUACGAAACGGAUGCGCACGCUUGAACGGCGAAUGACGAUAGCCGAAGCUAAAAACACCCUUAGGAUAAACCCCGAGGAAAGCAGGCAGGUUCGAAACGCAUUCUACGAUACGCUCAAGGCUGGCCAUUUUACCAGUAAACUGGAAGCUGGCGACGAGCAAUGGAGAGAGUUGAAGGAUCGAUGGAUUCGGGACUCCGAGCUGCUUCAGCGUAUCUUAAACUCCCCAUCUACGGAUACCGAACAUGCAACGAAACUCAAGGCCAUCGAGGUCCUCUGCCGCGAUGUGAUGAAGAGACUCCGUGAUGACCAGACCAAACGAGAUCCCUCGCGAAAGAGAGCUCAUCCGGGAGCCAGCGCGCCGAAGCAGCAGUCAAACAAGGAGCCAAAGGUCUCGACACCGAUCUCUACAACCGUCCCCAAUCGUAUCAGCACUCUGGCAUCCGAAGCCCUUGCGAGUGCUCCUAUCGUCUCCGGAGACAUGGGUGACAUACAGAUAGACCCGUCCUUACUUCAAGCUGCAAACGAUCCAUCUUUCCAGGUUAAUUCAACCCAUCAGCAUGACAGUUCACAUGCUCUCAACUACGUUGAGCCCAUCCUCCAAACGCCCGUGAAUCCAACGCCUCUAUAUUUCCAUAUACACCCCCAGUCUGCUCCGACGUGUCUCGAGGACCCUGAGCCAUGGAUUGACAAGCUCUCCGUCCAAUCGCUCGCGGGACUGCACAAUACGAUCAUGACGAGGGUCAAGAAUGCGCAACAGGUAGUGAGAAUCGAAGGCAUCGACACGGCAGACCGUAGCCACAGCCACCAAGCCUCUGUAGUUAUUAGUGAUGACAGUGAGCUCGAUGCCUAUCUUGAACAGAUGAAGGGGCGAGAAGCGACGUUUGUGGUGCUGCUGCGUUAG
Messenger RNA from Arthroderma uncinatum, 1743 nucleotides. RefSeq lists its product as uncharacterized. NCBI's taxonomy places the organism in Eukaryota, Fungi, Ascomycota, Eurotiomycetes, Onygenales, Arthrodermataceae. The record is from RefSeq and is a predicted model, not a curated record. The transcript is spliced from 3 exons. The coding region runs from base 1 to 1743 and encodes 580 amino acids.